Messenger RNA from Prosopis cineraria, 1626 nucleotides. RefSeq names its product putative cyclin-D6-1. The record is from RefSeq and is a predicted model, not a curated record. The transcript has 6 exons. Gene Ontology annotation, biological process: regulation of cyclin-dependent protein serine/threonine kinase activity; mitotic cell cycle phase transition. Gene Ontology annotation, cellular component: nucleus; cyclin-dependent protein kinase holoenzyme complex; cytoplasm. Lineage: Eukaryota; Viridiplantae; Streptophyta; Magnoliopsida; Fabales; Fabaceae. The coding region runs from base 234 to 1181 and encodes 315 amino acids. Gene Ontology annotation, molecular function: cyclin-dependent protein serine/threonine kinase regulator activity.
ACUCUGCAAGGGACCAUCUUCCCUCUCUUCUCCAUAUUUCUCACUCACACUCUGCACCACGCUCUCAUCAAUGCUCCUUCCAUCAACUUCCCUUACCCCUAGCCCUUCUCUCUUCCCCCCACUCUCUCCUCUCUACCUUUACUAAUUUCCGAAUCUCUUCACCAAUGCCCUAUCGUCUUCCUCUUCCUUCUCUUCUCACCCCAUUUCAGUAUUGACUUCCCACUGCUUCAUCCAUGGCGUUUGACCUUGAAAACCCUUUUUCAAGCUUUUACGACCUUCACUCUGACCCUCCCACCUCUACUCUCUUCCUCGUCGAAUCUGAUCACGUCCCGCCCCAAACCUACUUCCACACUCUCAAGUCCCGGGAUUUCGACAUCACUGUUAGAAGAGAGGUCAUUUCUUCAAUCUCCCAGUUGUCCUGCACAUGUGAUCCGCUCUUGUCGUACCUAGCCGUUAACUAUGUGGAUCGCUUUCUUGCCAACCGAGGGAUUUCGCAACCAAAGUCAUGGAUCCACAGGCUCCUAGCAGUCUCUUGCCUCUCUCUAGCCGCCAAGAUGAUGAAAACAGAGUUUUCUGUAUCUGAUAUACAGGGCGAGGGAGGUAUAAUUUUCGAACGGCGAACAGUACGAAGAAUGGAGUCACUUAUCUUAGGAGCCCUACAAUGGCGAAUGCGUUCAAUCACUCCCUUCUCUUUCAUUCCCUUCUUCAUUGCUUUGUUCAGACUCAAGGACCUGCAACUGGGACAGGUUCUGAAAGAUCGAGCCACUGAAAUUAUAAUCAGAUCACAAAGAGAGAUAAGGCUCUUGGAAUUUAAGCCUUCAAUAGUUGCUGCAUCAGCCCUCCUCUCUGCGUCUCAAGUAUUGCUACCUUUGCAGUAUCCGUGCUUCCUAAGAGCAAUAUCCCACUGUGCAUACGUAAAUAAAGAAAGUAUAUUGAAGUGCAAUAAUGUGAUACAAGACAUAACAAUGGAGGGGUGCGAGUCUGCGUUCGAUUUGGUUUCAAGUUCGGAGACACCUAUUAAUGUGUUAGACCAUCAUUUUCUGAGCUCAGAAAGCGAAAAAACCAACGGAACCACUAUUGCUGCCUCUACUCUGAGACAAGAGAAGGACAUUAAGAGAAGGAAAACAGCUGGUUACGGCAAUAAUCACGGGCUCCGGAUUUCUCAGAUCGAACAAUGCUGAUCUGAAACAGAGGAGUUUUAAUCCUCGCGUCUGCCCAUCGAGGACCACUAUUUAGAUUUUCUUUAUCAAGUUAAGAAGAAAGAGUCAUAAAAGACACAAGAUUGAAACUUGGUGGACAAUAUUAAUUUGUCACGGUCCCUGGUACGUCCUGAUAGAUCUGCAGGCCGGGAAAAGCAGAGGAGAGGAGAGAGGAACGUAAAUUGUGUUUUUCUAGAGGCCAGACAAAAGACAAAACAUAACUUUAAAUCCGAGAGUUGAGUCUUUGUGUUUCUGUUUUGUAGUGAAGUGUUGUUGUUUGUAUUGUGUCUUGUAGCUUCUGGCAGAAGAAUAAUAACAGUAAUAGCGCUCCGCCAGAGAAAAGAUUAACAGUAAUAGCAAAGGCACAAUUUUCUCGGGGAAGAAAAGCAAGAAUUUUAAAUUUAAUGAACCACGAGUUUUGUUGUCA